This is a messenger RNA of Lasiosphaeria miniovina, 1489 nucleotides long. RefSeq names its product Manganese/iron superoxide dismutase. The transcript has 2 exons. The record is from RefSeq and is a predicted model, not a curated record. Gene Ontology annotation, molecular function: superoxide dismutase activity; metal ion binding. NCBI's taxonomy places the organism in Eukaryota, Fungi, Ascomycota, Sordariomycetes, Sordariales, Lasiosphaeriaceae. Gene Ontology annotation, biological process: superoxide metabolic process. The coding region runs from base 135 to 1043 and encodes 302 amino acids.
CUCGAAUCUUCCUCCUAAAGCUUUCGGCUUUAGCCUCGUAAAAAAAGUUGAGGUCGCGCGUCGCAUUGCUUGACCGACGCAUUGAACGACGCAACAGAGACUCGCUCUCCCACAUCCUUCGCCGGCCGGACAAGAUGAUACGCCCCAGGUUAAGAAUACCGCGGAUACCGCAGCUCGGCCAGGCGCCGGUGCUGUCGACGGCGUCUCUGUCCCUGACGUUUCGGAGGUCGAUGCACAGGGUACCCAAGCUCGACUACAACCACCUCCCAGGCCUCCCGGGCCUCCUCUCCCCCGCCGCUAUGAAGAUCGCGUGGACAGAGUACCAGACUGUCAUUCUCGAGAAGCUGAACCAGGCCACCAGCGAGACGAACUGGGCAAACCAAGACAUAAAGUCUGUCGUGAUGGAGUCGUCGCGCGAGCCCGAAAACGCCGUCGUCUUCAACCAUGCCAGCAUGGCCCACAACAACCACUUCUUCUUCAAGCAGCUGUCGCCCGAGCCCACCGAAAUGAGCGAACUCCUGAAGACGAACCUCGAGAAGACCUUCAUGUCCAUCGAGACGCUCAGGCGCGAGAUGAUAUACACGGCCGAUGCCAUGUUCGGCCCGGGCUUCGUCUGGCUCGUCAAGGUCCCGCUCCAGGGCAUGCCCACCGCCUUCCAGGUGCUCACAACCUACCUGGCCGGCUCGCCCUACCCCAAUGCCCACUGGCGCCGCCAGGACAUGGACAUGAACACGGCCGUGGGCCAGUCAGAGCAGGGUCUCCUCGCGGGGCGCAAGUUCCUGCAAAACACUGCAUUUGGUAUUGGCAACCGGGCGUCAGAGGCCUCGAAGAAGGUCAUGUUAUCCCCGGGCGGCAUCAACGUGAUCCCCAUCCUCUGCUUGAACACGUGGGAACACGUGUGGCUGCCAGACUACGGCUUCGGCGGUAACGGCUCGCCCGACAAGGGCAAGCUAGCCUUUUACGAGCGUUGGUGGAACAAGAUCGACUGGCAAAAGGUAGAGGACGUGGCCGACAUCUCAAGGCUAGGCAUGAAGGGCGUGUAGUCAAGGUUGAGAUUUAGAGUCUUGACUCGGGUUGUUUCGCUAGAGUCUGCCCCGGCAAAAUCUUGGAGUUGUAGGAUAGAAUGGAGCAAGAAAUGCUACAUUGCGAGGUCUAGAGGAGGUGGAUACCAUGUAAAAAAGGUACUUAUGUGUAUAGCAUACUCGAGCAAAAAAUAAUUGAAACAAUUCACUCCUCCGCCCAAGUGGUUGCCUUACUUGGCCUUCAGUUCACUCUUUGUCUGAGAGGGUCUCCAGGCUGUUAGUAGAGGCGCGCCUUCUCUGCUCGACCCUGUUACCCAGGUAGAGUCUACAAUGAAACUCUAUGACACAGGGCAUUAAUCAUCUCUGAAAGGGGCUAGGAAAGUCAUCAUUGCUAGGAUAUUUCUUUCGUUAUUCAUCUCGUCCUAUCUCUGUAGUUCCAUCCCACAUGAGCCAUAACUAGUUUAAGC